This is a messenger RNA of Cavia porcellus (domestic guinea pig), 3217 nucleotides long. RefSeq names its product potassium channel tetramerization domain containing 21 (gene Kctd21). NCBI's taxonomy places the organism in Eukaryota, Metazoa, Chordata, Mammalia, Rodentia, Caviidae. Gene Ontology annotation, biological process: protein homooligomerization; ubiquitin-dependent protein catabolic process. Bases 354 to 1136 code for a protein of 260 amino acids. The record is from RefSeq and is a predicted model, not a curated record. Gene Ontology annotation, molecular function: cullin family protein binding; histone deacetylase binding. The transcript is spliced from 2 exons.
AGGGUCGGGAUUGUGGGAGGAGUCCGGCGGGUGUAGCAGGGAGGGGCGAGUUCUCCAGGUGAGAAGGGGCGCAGGUUGCUGGAUGUUCCAGGAUUGAAGAGGCUUAGCCUGAGUUGGACUAGGCGGAGGACCGUGGGGAAGGAAGGAGAGGGACCCGAGGAUGAGAGGGACCCCUGCUAGCUCCGGAGAGGCCAGGGUGCCCGGAGCACUGUCCUUUCCUUGUUACUGGAAAUAAAGAGGCCAUCUCUUGAGCGCCGUGCGUCACACACAUGAUCUCACUCAUCCCUCACACCCUGUGAAGGCGUCGCCUUACCGGUUUCCAGGACUGUUUCCCAGUAGCUCAGUCUCCUGCCAUGUCUGACCCCAUUACAUUGAAUGUUGGGGGGAAGCUCUACACAACCUCACUGGCAACCCUGACCAGCUUCCCUGACUCCAUGCUGGGGGCCAUGUUUAGUGGGAAGAUGCCUACCAAGAGGGACAGCCAGGGAAACUGUUUCAUUGACCGUGAUGGCAAAGUGUUCCGCUACAUCCUCAACUUCCUGCGGACCUCCCACCUGGACCUCCCUGAGGACUUCCAGGAGAUGGGCCUGCUCCGCAGGGAGGCUGACUUCUACCAGGUUCAGCCACUGAUUGAGGCCCUGCAGGAGAAGGAAGUGGAGCUCUCCAAAGCAGAGAAGAAUGCCAUGCUCAACAUCACACUGAAGCAGCGUGUGCAGACAGUCCACUUCACUGUGCGGGAGGCGCCCCAGAUCUACAGCCUGUCGUCCUCCAGCAUGGAAGUCUUCAAUGCCAACAUUUUCAGCACGUCUUGCCUCUUCCUCAAACUCCUUGGUUCUAAACUCUUCUACUGCUCCAAUGGCAAUCUCUCCUCCAUCACCAGCCACUUGCAGGACCCCAACCACCUGACUUUGGACUGGGUAGCCAAUGUGGAGGGCCUGCCAGAAGAGGAAUACACUAAGCAGAACCUCAAGAGGCUGUGGGUGGUGCCCGCCAACAAGCAGAUCAACAGCUUUCAGGUCUUUGUGGAGGAGGUUCUGAAAAUUGCUCUGAGCGAUGGCUUCUGCAUUGAUUCUUCUCACCCACAUGCUCUGGAUUUGAUGAAUAAUAAGAUUAUUCGGUUAAUACGGUACAGGUAAAAAGACCCCAGCAACUUUGGGGCAAUGGUUCCCAAGAAUGUCCAUGUCAGCCUGGAGAGUCUCGCCAGUAGGGUGAGGCAGGGUACCAUACUAACCGGUAUUAAUUGCAUAGCAGGACUUGAUUCCCCUUUGAUGAAGUCCAUCUUUUGGAAUCCACACAUCCUCUGGGCAGAACCACCUUUUUCUUGCCAUCUUUCUAGAGAUGGGCGAUUAAUUAUGACAAAUGAAGAGUUAGCUGAUGUGUACAAGAGGAGUCCACAGGAGGACUUCCUAGCCAGGAGAAGGAAGCAGCAGAUUCAUUUCUGCUUCUUCUCUGCACACUGGCCUGUGCCUCAUUUACCCAUCUAUAAAUAAGUGGACAAGAGCAAGGAACUCCUUUCCGUUUUCCAGGACAUAAAGUGCCCGCAGAUCCCUUCACACCUGUCCUUCCCUCUGUACGAUAAGACCAGGACCUUGGACCGGGGUGACCAUAUUCCCAGAGCUCUUCAGUGGCACCCUUUCAGGGGAAGAGUUGAGCCUAGAAGAGAACAUCCAGGCAGGGUCCAGAAGUUGGGGGUUUUUCUCUCAAUUGGGCCGAAUCCAGGGAUUUCUGGUUUCAGAAAUGGGGUGCUGUCCCUGCAAAGACAUGAAAGUAUCUGAAGCCAGUGUAAUAAAAGGUACUUCAUCAUCUAGCCUAAUACUUGACUUUUGCGGUCCUUUUCCAAAAAAUUUGAGGUAUUACUGAAGCAGCAAAUAUAGUAUGGAUUCUCAGGGUUGGAAGAUAAUCCAGUGAGUGGUUGCUUAGCCAUCCCCAGCCCCCAAGACACUCCAGCACAUUGGGAAUGAGCACCUCUGCUUGAGUACCUCCAAGGGGUCUCCUAUGCUUAUUUGCAUACCUCCGGUAACAAGCAGCUCACUGUCCCCACUGCCAUGGUUGGAUGGUACUGAUAUUAGAAGGUUCUUCCUGUAUGAAGCAAAAGUUUGCCCUGCCAUUUACUUAGCUAGGUCUUGAUUUCAUACCUUCCUUAUCACCCAAAUGUAUAUCUUUGCUUUCACAAUAGUCACCUUGAGAGAUCAGGCACUUACUCUGAAAAUGUUGUGACUCAGAAUUUGGAUUCCCCUUUGGGAUCUGUAUUUGGAGCCAAAGUUAGAUCAUUUCCAUCCCCUGUAUGUUGGUCCCCUUUGGUUAUGAUGUUGCCUUGUUUGUGACCCCAACUGUGUUCCACCAACCAGUGAGGCCUUUUGACCAUUUUUGGUUGGGAGAUGAAGAUUCAUUGCCUGAGGAGAUCCAGAGCAAAGAGAAGGUCUUGGAAGGCAUUUUGCAAGAGGAGCCUUGUGUAGUGUCUGAUCUGUCAUGCUGCCCUUGGAGUAAGUGCCCAGGCCUGAAGAUGCUUCUCAAGAGGGUGGCCUUCUCUUGUGGUGUUGUGUCUGUCCUAACUAGUCUGUGGGCCUUCCUGAGGUGUGAUGCAAGCAAGAAGCUCCAAGUCAUUAGUUUCCGGAAGGUAAUAAGCCUCACAGGCCUCCAGACUGCAUAUUACGAUUCAUCUCUGGAGUGAAUAUGACUUCCUUAACGGGGAAGAGGCCCUCAGACAGACCAAGGAAGCCUGAUGGCACAGACGUCCACAGAAGGUAGAUCAAGGGGCUUCCCACAGUGACACCCUGUGUAUGCUGGGCUUCGGGCAAUAAAGGCCUCUCCCUCUGUACAGUAGGACCCAGGAAUCUCUAUGACAGCUGCCCAGGCCACCGAGUCAGUGAUACUCUGGAAAUUCCCUCAAAGAGAAUCCAGUCCAGACUAGGCAACAUGUGGUCACAGCAAAGGAAUUAGAGGAAGAAAUCUCAACAAUUACUGCCCUUUUUUCUCCAUAAAACUUCUCCUUCUUUUUGGUGCUUCCUAAUUCAAGCAGCUUGACUUAGAGAAAGUGCAGAACAUGUGAAGCCACUAACAUGCGGUGUGACUUUAUGCAGGUCAUGCAUCUCACUGAGCCACUUCUGUUUCUUCAUCUGCGAAAUGGGCAUAACAGUAAUACAUAACUCUACUACCUCACAGGGCUGUUGUGAGGAUCAAAUGAAAUAAUCUAUGUGAAAUAAAUGAUAAACAGUUA